UUACCAUUGUAAUAUGGGUAGCUUGGAAGUGUAUGAAAACAAAACGUCUUCCUUCAAGGCCAGAGUAUGUGGCUAAGAGAAUAUGUGUGGUCAACACACCAUGCACAGUGGGAGGAAGCAUACACACAGCUGAAAAAAGACCUGCAUAUUAUCAAGGUUUAAUCCUGAAGGUGGGUGUUGCUAUUAUUGAUGAUGGUAAAAGACUGUACAAAGAUUAUGGGAUUAGCCUUCAUGGCUGUGUUGACUUGAGGCAUGUCUUGAAACGACUGAGAGGAGCUUAUCACUGUCCAUCUAGAGGUCUUAGAGGACUUGCAAAUGGCAUUCUUGGUGUUGACAUCAGCAAGAAUAAUAGUGUGCGCUGUGGAAACUGGGAGGCUGAAACUUAUUCACAGCAGCAGGAAGAAUAUGCGGCUACAGAUGCAGCGGUUGCUGUUGACAUCUUUUUAUCCAUGGUCUUCAGAAAGAUGAAACUACCUGCCUACAGUAAUGUUGACUACAAGAACAAGCAACAUUCAGAAUUGUCAGCUGCACCUAGCUCAUUAAGUGUUGUAGAUUUAUUCCAUGACAUCUCAGAAGAAUCUGUGAGAGAGCACCUUCAUUCAGAAGGCUUAUUAUACCAGAACAGUAAACAUUUUCCAACGGAGAUGUUUGACAUGCUAGAAGAUGAUGAGAAGGAGAACAUUUGGAAGUAUGCUCGUUCUUUGUGCCAAGGAAUUGUGGAAGCAGCCUAUGCCCAUCAGUUACAGGGAGGUAACUUGCGUUCAGUGCCAAAACAAGGAGGAAAACCCAAGAACAAUGCAUAUAGCUGCAGAAAGAGACCUUUAUGGGAUAACUGCCGACUACAGGCCCCAGACGGUUGCUUGUUGUGUACUUGUGAUCUCAAGAAAGCCCAGUGGUACCUGGACAAGGAACUCGGAGAUAUAGUUUGUGAAAGCCCCUUCACUGUCCGUCUUCGAUUCGAGCCAUCAAGCAGGCCGGAGUCUGAGAGAAAUUACUACCUCCAUGAGAAGCAGAAUGUCUGUGUUGUUUGUGGAUAUGACAAAGAUUAUGUGCGCAAAUUUAUAGUCCCAUUCGAAUAUAGAAAAUUUUUCCCAAGUGCUUUGAAGGAUCACAGUUCCCAUGAUGUUCUUCUACUGUGCACUGCUUGUCAUAGAAAGAGCAGUGAUUCUGAUGUAAUUAUGCGACUACAGUUAGCUGAAGAAUGUAAUGCACCUUUGGACUCGGGGCCUACCUCCAAAAUAUUCUUGGACCAUGAGCUGCAGAAAGUUAGAUCGGCAGGACGGGCCUUGUUGACAAGCAAAAAUUCUAUGCCUGAGGAAAGAGUUAUUGAACUUGAAAGAUGUCUGCAAGAUUUUUAUGGUGUUGAAAGUGUCACAGAAGAACUGAUCAAAGAGGCAGCAGCUACCAGUCCCAAGCAGCUGACAGAGAACUAUAUACCACAUGGCAAGAAAGUUGUGAAACACGUGGCCAAUAAUGGUGGACUUCUGACAUUCCAAAGAAGAUGGCGUCAACAUUUCCUAGACACUAUGAAUCCACAGUAUUUGCCAGACUUUUGGUCUGUUGAAUUCGUUCAGGAAGCUUGGAGUCACAGUCAACCGGCAUGA
This is a messenger RNA of Candidula unifasciata, 1604 nucleotides long. The record is from the annotation of a GenBank genome assembly. Lineage: Eukaryota; Metazoa; Mollusca; Gastropoda; Stylommatophora; Geomitridae.